This is a messenger RNA of Bipolaris victoriae FI3, 444 nucleotides long. RefSeq lists its product as hypothetical. The record is from RefSeq and is a predicted model, not a curated record. Bases 1 to 444 code for a protein of 147 amino acids. NCBI's taxonomy places the organism in Eukaryota, Fungi, Ascomycota, Dothideomycetes, Pleosporales, Pleosporaceae. The transcript is spliced from 2 exons.
AUGCCGGCAUCUUCUUCGGCCUGCUAUUCGACUUACUCGACUUUCCGUGCGACGACAUUGCAACCGAAUAGCAGCCCUAUUUUGACGUUUGGAAAGUACGCAGGGUCGGAAAUGGUGAGGAAGACGCUGUCGCGCGAAGACGUGGCAAGGAUUGUACAAAGAGGAGAAGAGGGCCAAGUGCAGUUCGAUAGUGUGUCGCCCAAGAUGAUGGAGAAAGGGAGGCAGGCGGCGCUGCGAAUGGUAGGUGCAAAGAGAGAAAGUAUGCCGAGGAGUUUGGAUAUGGUGGAUGAAAGGUUUGGGGGUACACAACGGCAUUUGAGGGAGAGAGGUAGGGUACAUUAUACGCAGCUUGAGGCGCUGAGGAUAAAUAACGUGGUGGUGGUGAUGAUGGUGUGGGCGAAAAGGAAGGGUUGCAACGCUGCUGGGAGCGAUGAGAUGGAGUGA